This is a messenger RNA of Phyllostomus hastatus (greater spear-nosed bat), 3359 nucleotides long. It is a transcript of the gene POLDIP3, whose product is annotated as DNA polymerase delta interacting protein 3. The transcript is spliced from 9 exons. Gene Ontology annotation, molecular function: mRNA binding. Gene Ontology annotation, cellular component: nucleus. Lineage: Eukaryota; Metazoa; Chordata; Mammalia; Chiroptera; Phyllostomidae. Bases 54 to 1316 code for a protein of 420 amino acids. The record is from RefSeq and is a predicted model, not a curated record. Gene Ontology annotation, biological process: mRNA export from nucleus.
CUGAAGGGGCGGGACCUGGGCGUGAGGGAAUCUAAGCUGCUCUGUGGUGCAAGAUGGCGGACAUCUCUUUGGACGAGCUUAUCCGGAAGCGCGGGGCUGCGGCAAAGGGACGGCUCAGUGUCAGGCCAGGAGCUGGAGGCGUCCGGUCUCACGUCGGGGUCCAGCAGAGCUUUCUCGGCCAGCCAGCGCGCACGGCCGCCUUCCAGCAGAGGUUUGACGCUCGGCAGAAGAUCGGCCUUUCGGAUGCCCGGCUCAAGCUGGGCGUCAAAGAUGCCCGGGAAAAGCUCUUGCAGAAAGACGCCCGUUUCCGGAUCAAAGGGAAAGUGCAGGACGCCAGAGAGAUGCUGAACUCCCGCAAGCAGCAGGGCACGGUGCCCCCGAAGCCCCACCAGGUGGCUGAUGCCCGGGAGAAGCUCAGCUUGAAGCGGAGUGCCCCUGCUGCCUUCAUGAGCCCCCCCGUCGGGACAGUGACCCCGGCUCUGAAGCUCACGAAAACCAUCCAGGUUCCACAGCAGAAGGCCGUGACCCCACCCCAUGCCCAUUCUGCUGGAAUGAGGAUUAAUGUCGUCAAUCACCACCAGUCCAAACAGAAUGUAUAUGACCUGGAUGAAGACGAUGACCUUGCAGCUCCCAUUCCGAGUAAGAUGAAAUUUGCCGUCUCGGGCAGCUUUCUCCACCACAUGGCCGGGCUGAGCAGUUCCAAGCUUUCCAUAUCCAAGGCCCCCCCCCUUACCAAAGUGGUUCAGAACGAUGCCUACACAGCGCCUGCUCCCCCUUCUUCGGUGCGAACAAGAGCCUUGACCAGCAUGUCCCGGACACUAGUGAACAAGGAGGACCCCCCCAAAGAGCUGCCGCCCGCUGAGCCUGUCCUCAGCCCUUUGGAAGGCACCAAGAUGACUGUGAACAACCUGCACCCUAGAGUCACCGAGGAGGACAUUGUCGAGCUUUUCUGUGUCUGCGGCGCCCUGAAGCGGGCUCGGCUCGUCCACCCCGGGGUAGCGGAGGUGGUCUUCGUAAAGAAGGAUGACGCCAUCACUGCGUAUAAGAAAUACAACAACCGGUGUCUGGACGGGCAGCCAAUGAAGUGCAACCUUCACAUGAACGGGAACGUCAUCACCUCGGACCAGCCCAUCCUGCUACGGCUGAGCGACGGUCCCUCGGUGAGAAAGGAGAGCGAGCUUCCCCGCAGGGUGAACUCGGCCGCCUCGUCCCACCCUCCCGCCGAAGUGGACCCGGACACCAUCCUGAAGGCGCUCUUCAAGUCCUCGGGGGCCUCCACGGCCCCGCAGCCCACAGAGUUCAAGAUCAAACUCUGAGGAGGGAGCGAGGCGGCCGGAGCAGGGGCAGAGGAGAGCGACUCUGCGUCCCGAAGCGACGCUGGUGACCGGUGGGCCGCGGGGCCGGGGCCCCGGCAGGGGGUGGAGCUUCCUCGCUGGACGGGACUGCCUUUCUGUGCUGUGUUCUGCCCUGUGCUCCCUGUGCGGUAACGUGUCCCGUAGUGUGUUUCUCUCCCUCCGCCUUCUCGCCAAGGUAGGUUCGUGCUGCCCAGAGUGUCUCUCCCCCUGACCUCGGCCCCAAACUGGUUUCUUACCUGGAAAUACGUCCUGAAUUCUCCGUGUGGCUUCCUUGUGGCUCUGUGGCGUACGGGGCAGGGCUGUUUGAAGGACACCCCUUUCCCCAGGGGCAAGGGGCCGCCUCCCAUUUCUGCUUUUCAACUUCGCAAACAAAACGGAGAACGGAAGCCUCUGCCGUCCUAACGGGGCCGGGGCAGCUCCAGGGCUGGGCCGCCCACCUGCCUGCUCAGUGGGGUGGCCGGCUGGGCAUCGGCUCACGGGCCUCUUGGCCUUCCAGCACACCGUGGUCUGGGGAGGGCCCUGCUGGUGCGGGUGGUCGGGUGGGGGCGCUGCCGCUCUGCUGGGAAGAGGGCACCCCAGCUCCUGGCCUGAGGGUCCGUGCUGCCUCAGGCCCUGCAGAGUAAAUCCCUGGUCACGUUUCCCUUUCCCACUGGGGUACGUCAGGGAGGGCCCCCAUCCCCACCAGCUCUCGUGGUCUCUGGUUAUCCCUGCGGGGAGGGUUUGCAUUGCUGGUUCCUCAAGUUUCACUAGCCAAGCGCUAAUCACGUCCUGAUUUUGCUUUCCCCUAGUUCUGUGACGUGGGGUUUGGAGGGUUACUGAAAGGGGGGAUGUUGGCUUGCUCCUGGCGCUUUCUCUCUGGCCUCGGAUGUCCAUAGGGCAGUAGUUAGGGGUGCUGGGAGCAAAUGUGAUUGUAACCACCAAGGGGCACGAUCUCCAUUAUUAUAAGUGACCUGUCCGUCGGUGACCAGAGAGAGAGCUUCCUGCCUUGGCAGUAGGGGGAGGGGAGUGGUGGGUGGUGAGGAGGGGUUGAGCGAGGAGAGCAGCCCUUCCAGGCGGGCAGUGGGUUGGUCCCUCGGCGUGGUUCCCGGGAGCCGGGCAAACCUGUAGAGCCCGGGGCAGCUCUGACGGCGCUGCUCCAGAGCCACUGUCAGUCUCCCACCGGUUUUGGGGACUGCACAGGGAGUCCGGGCUGACACAGCCAGAGGGAGCUGGGGAGCAGGACUCCGGGAGCUCUGCCGAGUCAGCAGCAAGGUCCGUGAAAGGCACAAGCCUAGCAAGGAGAGGGGGCUGAGGCACUAAGGACCUCCGUCUGGGCCAGCCCAGGGAAGAAGAGCCUGGACGAUCGUGUUUCCUCAGAGUUGGAUCUGUCAGGCAGGAGGGACCCAGGGUUCGAGCCCACCCUCCAGCCUCGAGGUUGCCCAGGCCAGCCCAAGGGAUGUGCCUGGUGGUGCUCCCCCUCCCCGUUCUUAAAGAGUGCAGGUUUUGUUCCCUUCUUCCCCUUCGAAUGGGUGCGGAUUUGAUUCUCAGCAGCUGGAAGACAUUCCUCCGACACUUUCCUGAAACUUCUUGGCCCGGGAGAGCACCCAAGGCAGUAGGACCUGACUUCUCGGGUCCUGAGCCCGGUCUGGCCACUGCCCAGCCUUGGCUGUGCACGGGGAUGAGAAGCACCCUGCCCACCGGUUCUGCCCUCCUCCCCCUCCAGUCCCACGCCAGCUGCUCUGCGGCCAGAGUUCGCCGAGCCGCUGCCGCCCUGGCCGUCUGGACCCGGUCCUUGGGGCCGCCGCGCGGCACGUGGUGGGAUGAAGCCUGCCCGCCUCCCGGGUCUGCACGGCGCCAUGGAAAGGAGGGAAGAGGAGGCGGUGGGCCGGUCCUUGUGUCCUCAACUUGCUACUCCCUACCUUUCUCCAUCUUGUCUCUUCUGUUCAAAGGAAGAGGGAAAGGCAUUAAGGGAUGGAGAAGACUCUGUUACUUAAUACAUUUCUGAAUAAAUGUUUGUUAUUCCUA